Molecule: messenger RNA, 1263 nt
Organism: Cyprinodon tularosa
Lineage: Eukaryota; Metazoa; Chordata; Actinopteri; Cyprinodontiformes; Cyprinodontidae
Product: zinc finger protein 239-like
Exons: 5
Coding region: 341-1207 (288 amino acids)
Source: RefSeq, a predicted model, not a curated record
GAUGGGCGAUCGGGUCGGAACAUCUGGGCCAUGUCUUGAUCCAAACGGGCUGGUUCUGGUUUAGAGCUGAAGCUUGUUUCUGUUCCAGAUACCAGACGAGCUGCCGAAGGUCCGUUCCCAUGGAGACGAGACGCCGCCUUCGCAGAACGACCAGAGCCCCACCAGAACCGAGGGCGUCCCGGACCCGUCCACAUCAGAGGAUCGCCCGAAGGUCCAGGAGGUGGCGGAGGGCGGACCCGGUUCACCGCGCUCGCUGACCUCCGGCAACCAGAGGAAGAGGAAGCACUGCUGUAUCAUCUGCUCCAGGAGCUUCCUGAAGCCCUGCCUGCUGCGGGAGCACAUGGGGGUCCACAUCCGGGAGGGCUGGCUCCCCGACCCGGCAGACAAGGAGUUCUGGUUCCAUAUGAGGACUGGAGGUCAGAAGAGGAAGGAGACCGAAAAGAAGGAGGAAGAGGGAGACGGUUUGGCCAAUCAGCGCCCCCCCACCUCUCAAGAAGGACCUGCUGCUGGUAACCAUGGCGACCAGGGAGGAAACGGAUGCGAGGGAGAGGAUGUCAGCGGUUUGAUCAACUCCGACGGGGAGGAGGAGCGUUUGGAGCCGGAGCGCUCCGCAGGUCCAGAGAGCCGCUCCGACCCGCCGGCCGCCGGCAAAACCAAGCACUGCUGCCCGGUGUGUGGCCGCAACUGCUUCAAGGCCUCGGCGCUGCAGAAACACCUGCGGAUCCACUCCGGCGAGCGGCCCUUCCAGUGUCCCGUCUGCAACAAGAGCUUCAUCCAGCAGGUCCACAUGACGGAGCACCAAAGGAUCCACACCGGGGAGAAGCCCUUCACCUGCAGCGUCUGCGGCAGGAGCUUCACCUUCUCCAGCGCCAUGCGCCGCCACCAGCGCGUGCACACCGACGCCCGGCCCUUCCAGUGCCCCGACUGCCCCAAGGCCUUCAAGCAGCUCUGCGCCCUGAAGAGCCACCGGCUGACCCACACGGGCGUCCGCUACCAGUGCCCGCUGUGCAGCAAGAGCUUCAGCCGCGCCCUGGAGCUCACCUACCACAUCGACGUGCACUCCGACGCCCAUCCCUACUUCUGCAGCAUCUGCAAGAAGAACCUGGGCGGAGCCAAGAUGUACCGCAAACACAUGAGGUGGCACGAAUCGGACAAGCUGCAGACGGAGCCCGCCGCAGCGCCGGCGGGGCUGGAGGAGGCCGUCUGAGGACCAGCGAAGAAGGAUCGGUUCAGAGACGCUUCGGUCAUGUUCACGUUGGCUGU